Molecule: messenger RNA, 2079 nt
Organism: Lasiosphaeria miniovina
Lineage: Eukaryota; Fungi; Ascomycota; Sordariomycetes; Sordariales; Lasiosphaeriaceae
Product: ferric reductase NAD binding domain-containing protein
Exons: 3
Coding region: 98-1597 (499 amino acids)
Biological process (GO): copper ion import; iron ion transport; intracellular iron ion homeostasis
Cellular component (GO): plasma membrane
Molecular function (GO): ferric-chelate reductase activity
Source: RefSeq, a predicted model, not a curated record
GCUUGUGAGGAAUGUUCUUGUUCGAAAAGUCCCCGGCUUCAAGUCCGCCGGCCACGCAUUGCUCGUCACCGCAUACCUCGCCACGAACCUUGCGGUCAUGUUCACUAACAUUGAUGCUAAAACAAUGGCCACUUACGGGGCCAGAUUUGGAUGGAUGGGACUUGCAAAUCUAUCUCUGGUCAUAUUCCUGGCCCUGAAGAAUACACCGCUGGCAUUUCUAACAGCAUACUCGUACGAGCGACUGAACUGCCUCCACCACAUUGCCGGCUACACAAUGUUUGUCCAGAUUGUCCUUCACGCCUCGUUGUACACAUCUUUCUUCAACGCUCAGAACAGGCUCUUGAGCAUAUUUGCCGAAAGGGAGCAGAUUGCCGCCAUCGUGACGGGUUUCUCGUUGCUGAGUGUCAUCUUCUCGGCCGUGUUUCUACGACGCGUCUGGUAUGAGCUCUUCUACGUCGUCCACAUUUCCUCUUGGAUCAUGGCCGUUGUGUCGCUCGGAUUCCAUCAGCCAUAUAUCGCUAAGAAGAGUCUCAUUAUCGUUCUCUUCGGCGCCUCCAUGUGGGUCAUCGACCGCACCAUCAGAGCCAGCCGCAUUCUGUACUACAGCUUCAACAACGAGGCAACGCUCUACCCACUCCCAAAUGGAGGGACCAAGAUUAUCUUAAAGAAGGUGCCCGCUAGGGCUGAAGCGGGAAAACAUUGCUUCAUUUGGAUACCGGCCAUUCGCAAGUUUGAAACACAUCCUUUCACUAUUCACAGGACAGGGCCUGUCGAGUUCACGGUCAAGGCUCACAACGGGUUCACGCGCGAUUUACGAAAGUAUGCGGUCGCUCAUCCAGGCGCUUCUGUGAAGGCCUCUAUUGAUGGGCCGUAUGGCACCUUUCCCGACCCGAUGGAGUUCGACAAGAUUGUGCUCAUUGCCGGAGGUGGAGGAGCCACCUUCACUUUUGGCCUUGCUGUGAAUGUCCUCGAGAGGAUGAAUGAGGAUUCUCACAAAAACGUUGUAUUCAUAUGGUCGGUGAAGGAGCAUGACAAUCUAUCUUGGUUUAGGGAGCACCUCGAAGUCUUGAAGACUCACGCACACUCGCCAAAGGUUGACGUUUCUCUCUACGUAACACGGUCACCGGCGUCGCCCUCCGACACGCCGAAUCAACAUGGAAGCACCGCCCGCUCUAGGUCGUCGCAUUCUUCCGACGGGGUGGUGACGCCAUCACUGUCACCUAUUGGCGGGGAAGCCGGGAAGAGCGCGCCCCAGAUACCUCCGCCGACACACCAACCGGCCCUGACAGAGAAAGACCUUGAAAAGGAGUUCGAAAAGGCGAUCGAAACAAGAAUCGAGAAUAAAGAGGGGCCAGGACAACAUCGCACCACAACGACCACGGCUUCUCAUGGCUACGAACAUGCCAUCAAGGCUGGUCGUCCAGAUGUGGCAUCUCUCGUCCGCGAUGCGGUCACCACCACGCCCCCCAACCAGCGUGUUCUGGUCGCAGCAUGCGGCCCAGACGGGUUGAUGCGUGUUGUGCGUGACACAACGGCCAAGCUGAUUCGAGGCGAUGGGCCGGGUGUUGAGCUGCAUUGCGAGCAAUUUGGCUGGUAAAACCACGCUUUCUCUCCGUCUCGUCUUGUGAAACCAUUCAUCCAGAGAAUGGGCGACUGCAAGCUGUUUAGAUUUGUGACAUGUUUGUUCAACAUGACGACUUUCCAUUGGUCAGGCGCGCGUUAUACGGAGUCUCGAGACUUUUUAAGGGGGACAAUGAUUUUUUUGGGUGGCUUCACUUUCUUAUAUAUUACUCGCGCUUUUGUUACGUUGGAUUACCGGGAAUAUUCCCCGUACCGUUUUAGUCACCUUGGGCAUGGAAAUGGCGUUUACUAGGUGGUACCUACCAGCUAUCUGACCGAUGCCUGGGCAAGACUUCAGGGGGAAAACGAUGAUGGCAGUUUUUGUUUACUAAGCCAGUUUAGGGGAAUUUCAGUUGUUGCGGCGUAGACCAACUGAUCCGAGACCGUCUUGGAAAACGUGCGCCUGGGCUUCCAACAGAACACGGGAUUGAGGAAACGAGGGCGAGGCCUUGAUGAGAU